This is a messenger RNA of Vitis riparia (riverbank grape), 1176 nucleotides long. RefSeq names its product 60S ribosomal protein L8-like. Gene Ontology annotation, molecular function: structural constituent of ribosome; RNA binding. The record is from RefSeq and is a predicted model, not a curated record. The transcript has 2 exons. NCBI's taxonomy places the organism in Eukaryota, Viridiplantae, Streptophyta, Magnoliopsida, Vitales, Vitaceae. Gene Ontology annotation, biological process: cytoplasmic translation. Gene Ontology annotation, cellular component: cytosolic large ribosomal subunit; ribosome. Bases 109 to 891 code for a protein of 260 amino acids.
CAACCCCCAGCCCACAUCACCUCUAAAACCCUAAUCUCGCUACUCCUCUCUCCUCCCCUUCCCUCCUUUUCCAUCCCCAACUUUCAGACCCCCGAAACCCUAACCCUAAUGGGUCGAGUCAUCAGAGCUCAGCGUAAAGGUGCUGGCUCAGUCUUCAAGUCCCACACCCACCACCGCAAGGGUCCAGCUCGCUUCCGCAGCCUCGACUUCGGUGAACGCAAUGGCUACCUCAAGGGCGUUGUCACCGAUAUCAUCCACGACCCUGGUCGAGGCGCUCCGCUCGCCCGAGUUACCUUCCGUCACCCUUUUCGCUACAAGCAUCAGAAGGAGCUGUUCGUGGCCGCUGAAGGCAUGUACACUGGCCAGUUCGUCUAUUGUGGAAAAAAGGCCAAUCUCGUUGUAGGAAAUGUAUUGCCUGUCAGAUCCAUUCCUGAGGGUGCCGUUGUGUGUAACGUUGAGCACCAUGUUGGUGACCGUGGGGUCUUCGCUAGGGCUUCUGGUGAUUACGCCAUUGUGGUUAGCCACAACCCGGACAAUGGAACCUCUAGGAUUAAACUUCCAUCUGGGGCAAAAAAGAUUAUACCAAGUGGUUGUCGUGCCAUGGUUGGUCAGGUUGCUGGAGGUGGCCGAACUGAGAAGCCAAUGCUUAAGGCCGGUAAUGCAUACCAUAAAUACCGGGUCAAGCGUAACUGCUGGCCAAAGGUUCGUGGUGUGGCCAUGAACCCUGUGGAGCAUCCCCAUGGUGGUGGUAACCACCAGCAUAUUGGUCAUGCCAGCACUGUUCGCCGUGAUGCCCCACCUGGGCAGAAGGUUGGUCUCAUCGCUGCCAGGAGGACUGGUCGUCUCCGAGGACAGGCUGCUGCUACUGCAGCCAAAGCUGAUAAGGCUUAGAGAGAUUUUGAAACAUCUGGCGUUUUUCUUGUUUUAUUCUCUGUUUUUGUUUUCUCUUGGUCACAUUGGCAAUACUGCAGUGAAGGGUAUACUCAAGUGGCAUUUUUUUGGGACUAAGUUUAGUUUCCUAGAUGUCUUUUUUCUUGAAGAAUUACUUGGUUAUUAUGAUUGUUUUAGUCGAACUAGUCUUAUGGUAUUGUGUGAGUGAGGGGGCUUUGAUGGAUCAUUUUGUGGUAUUAAUGCUAAUUAUUCAUCAAUAAUGAGUAUCAAUCACUCAUUCAGGGA